UUCCGUGUUUAUCUCGGUCUGCUGUUCGUCAUGCCUGAACCAGCGAAGUCCGCUCCUGCCCCGAAGAAGGGCUCCAAGAAAGCCGUUACCAAGGCGCAGAAGAAGGAUGGCAAGAAGCGCAAGCGCAGCCGCAAGGAGAGCUACUCCGUCUACGUCUACAAGGUGCUGAAGCAGGUCCACCCCGACACCGGCAUCUCGUCCAAGGCGAUGGGCAUCAUGAACUCCUUCGUGAACGACAUCUUCGAGCGCAUCGCCGGCGAGGCUUCCCGCCUGGCGCACUACAACAAGCGCUCGACCAUCACCUCCAGGGAGAUCCAGACUGCCGUGCGCCUGCUGCUGCCUGGAGAGCUGGCCAAGCACGCCGUGUCGGAGGGCACCAAGGCCGUCACCAAGUACACCAGCUCUAAGUGAGCUUGUUUUGCCAUCCUUUCUUUUCGUAUCCACCCAACGGCUCUUUUCAGAGCCACUCACAUCUAUCAAAAUGGAGCUUGUACACGUUUUAACUGAAAUAUGCCUAUAGUUACGUAGGUAUAUUAGUAUGAAUUUUUUCCUUCCUACCACUACCUAGUUAAAAGUGAUUCAACAUUAGUUUAUGGUCAAUCAAGCUAGGCAAACUUGCUUUAGAGCCCUUUUCCUGAGAGAAAGAUAAAUUAUUUAACGUUAA
This is a messenger RNA of Erinaceus europaeus (western European hedgehog), 664 nucleotides long. Its product is annotated as histone H2B type 1-C/E/F/G/I. Gene Ontology annotation, cellular component: nucleosome. The coding region runs from base 31 to 411 and encodes 126 amino acids. The record is from RefSeq and is a predicted model, not a curated record. The transcript has a single exon. Lineage: Eukaryota; Metazoa; Chordata; Mammalia; Eulipotyphla; Erinaceidae. Gene Ontology annotation, molecular function: structural constituent of chromatin; protein heterodimerization activity; DNA binding.